Cheilinus undulatus (humphead wrasse) is the source of this 2784-nucleotide messenger RNA. RefSeq names its product suppressor of cytokine signaling 7 (gene socs7). Gene Ontology annotation, cellular component: phosphatidylinositol 3-kinase complex. Bases 185 to 2644 code for a protein of 819 amino acids. Gene Ontology annotation, molecular function: 1-phosphatidylinositol-3-kinase regulator activity. The transcript has 12 exons. NCBI's taxonomy places the organism in Eukaryota, Metazoa, Chordata, Actinopteri, Labriformes, Labridae. Gene Ontology annotation, biological process: intracellular signal transduction; phosphatidylinositol phosphate biosynthetic process. The record is from RefSeq and is a predicted model, not a curated record.
GGAGGACCAUGAAAACAUCGCCUGAUUUCUUCUUCUUUGGCGUUUUCGCUCAUAGCCUAUUUAUUAUGAUGGGAGGCAGCGGCGGCUUGGCCCUUUCUUUAUUAUAGGAACCAGAUCUCCGCGGUUAGCUAUGUGAACAGCAGAUCGCCCAAUCCUUCUCGUUUCGCGAUCCUGACGAAUAAUUAUGAACAACGCGCAAGAUAUGUCGCCCGAUUUCGUGUUGAUGCGCCUGGUUUCCGCCGCCGAGGAUGAUCGGCUGGACGCGGAGAACGGGAAUCUGCCGCCGGGAGGAGUGGUGCCAGGGCUGGGGAAGGAGGUCCUGGGGUUGGAUAUAAGCCGAGAUCCGACGGCGGGCCUGGAGCAUCCCAGCAGCCGGCUGAACAAAGCCCAGCCGAGCGGGGAGGGCACGGCUGCACCUGACAGCGGGGGCACGGAGAGCCGAGCCCCGCUGUCCGCGCCUCCUCCCCCGCAGAGCUCCAUGGAGGCCCCGGGCUUCGAGCUACGGCCUCAGCUGCUCGUCUUCUCCAACAUAAUGCGGAACGGAGAGGGGAUUUUAGACUUAGAGGGUCUGAACGAGGGCAGGGAUGCUCUGGGUCUGGAGCAGGGUUCAGGCUCCACCAUCAACAACAACACGGUGAGCUCCAGAGACAUCCAGCAGAAGCACGGCCAUCCGGCGGGCUCCGGGAGCGGGGACAGCCAGGGAGCUGCAGAGCUGUGCCACCGCCAUCGUCUCAUCACCACCCCGCCUGAGUGGCCCUUAUUGUCAGAGAGGUCCAACCCUCUCACCGUGAUGGAGUCAAAGUGGAGCUCGGCCACCAGGGACCGUGAAGGAGCCGUGUUCGAGCUGGCCCGCCGCUUCGGGGAGCUGGGGGUCGGUGCGGUCCCAAAGAUGCUGUUCAAAGCAGGAGAGCUCCCGCAGUGUUCAUGUAGGGGGGCGCACGGCGGGGAGCCUGAGGACGACCCCACAGAGACCAGCGACGCUCUGCUGGUGCUGGAGGGCCUCGGCAGCGGGGACGUAGAUGGCCUGGGCAUGGACGAGGAGUGCCCAGAGGGGGAGGCGGAGGACGAGAGCGGACGCAGGGAGUUUUUACUAAACAGGAAAAGGGAAAUAGUUCAGAAGAUGUCCGGAGCCUUCUCCAUCAGCAGCUUCCAGGCAGAGCUGAGGCGGCAGGUGGAGGUGAUGACUCCAGCCGCUGCAGGAGCACAGGUGUGCAGCCUCCAUGGGAACUUAACCAGCCAGCUCUCACAGGUAAACUCCAGGGAUACGGAGGUCGUCUCCCAUAUUUCAAACAUGUCACCUGCACCCACACCAGCCCAGAGCACACCAGGGACAACCACCCCCAACCUGAGUCAGGCAUCCACACCCAGGAGACGGCCGGAGCGGUGCGCCAGCGCGCCGCGGACUCCCACAGGCUGGACUUCCUGUGGACACAAGACACUAAAAGUUCCCGGAAAGUCCAAAAAGGGAUUAAAGAUCCGUCUGAGCAAACUGUUCCGGACUAAGAGCUGCAGCGGCUCCAAUCACCUGCUGGACAAGAGGCCGUCUGUGACGUACUCGGUGUCGUCUGCCGGGAGUCUGGUGGACAUGGCGAGCAGCGCGGGAGCUGAGCCGGACACCGACAGCCACAACCAGCCCAGACUGACCAGGGCCCACAGUGCCUUCUCCCCCGCCUCCCUCUCCGCCUCGCUCUCUGCUUUCACGGGUGAGACCGUUUCCCUGGUGGAUGUGGAUAUUUCCCGGAGAGGGGCGAACACGCCACACCCUCCCACGCCGCCCCCUCCUCCACGCCGAAGUCUAAGUUUGUUAGAUGACAUAGCCGGGCCUCAGCCUGGUCCCUUCCUAGUGAGUGUUAUGGGCGCCUCCCUGCAGUCCCUCCCCCUGCCUCUCCCUCCUCCUCCUCCUCCCUCCCACGCCACCAUCCAGCACAGUCUCAGCCUCAAUGACGCCUUCCUCCGGGCCCUCCCACAUUCAAGCUCAACAUCAGCAGAUGCUCCGGCCCCUUCCAGACAAGCCCCGCCCCCGGUGUUGUGCGCCCUCCGGAGGUCUGAAGCCAGCAACUUCACUGCCAGUCUGAGAGAGCUGGAGAAGUGCGGCUGGUACUGGGGUCCCAUGAACUGGGAAGACGCGGAGAUGAAGCUGAAAGGGAAACCUGACGGAUCGUUCCUGGUCAGAGACAGCUCCGAUCCUCGAUACAUCCUGAGUCUGAGCUUCAGGUCGCAGGGAGUCACGCACCACACACGCAUGGAGCACUACCGAGGGACCUUCAGCCUGUGGUGCCACCCCAAGUUCGAGGACCGCUGCCACUCGGUGGUGGAGUUCAUCGAGCGAGCCAUCAUGCACUCCAAGAACGGCAAAUUUCUCUACUUCCUGCGCUCCAGAGUCCCAGGGCUUCCUCCCACCCCAGUCCAGCUGCUCUAUCCCGUCUCUCGCUUCAGCAACGUGAAGUCCCUACAGCAUCUCUGUCGCUUCUGCAUCCGACAAAUCGUCCGCAUCGACCACAUCCAGGAGCUUCCACUGCCCAGACCACUAAUAUCGUACCUGAGUAAGUUUUAUUACUACGACCCCGAGGAGGAGAUGUACCUGUCAAUCAAAACCAUCAGGAGGGUGAUGGGAGCAGAUCAGGAGGCGGAGUCACAGACGUAGCAGAGAUCUGUUUCUGUGUGGAGGACUGAUCCAUUCUGGUCUGCAGCAUCGUCCAAUCGGAGUCCGUGAAUAUCUGCAUUGUCCAGAAGAACUUGGAUGGACCCGCCUCUCUCUCCGCAUGGACUAAAGAGAAAGAGGGA